Messenger RNA from Oncorhynchus tshawytscha (Chinook salmon), 2865 nucleotides. Its product is annotated as melanopsin-B-like. Gene Ontology annotation, molecular function: G protein-coupled receptor activity. Lineage: Eukaryota; Metazoa; Chordata; Actinopteri; Salmoniformes; Salmonidae. Gene Ontology annotation, cellular component: membrane. Gene Ontology annotation, biological process: visual perception; G protein-coupled receptor signaling pathway. The record is from RefSeq and is a predicted model, not a curated record. The coding region runs from base 269 to 1531 and encodes 420 amino acids. The transcript is spliced from 10 exons.
AAGCAGGGCAGUUGAUUCCUGUAGCUUUGGGUGAUUAUCAUCAGAGCAUUUGAACAAACGUCAGGCUCCUCCUAACCCAGGGAUUAGAGAGAGAGAGAGAGAGAGAGAGAGAGGCUGGGGUCUAGAACCUCAUAUACACAUUUAAACCUUCAGCCUGUCUGCGUUUUCCAACACUUCCUAUACAUGCUGCACAGCCAAAGUCAAUCUCCACCAGUCCAUACUAACACAGAGUCAACAGGAGGAGGAGGGCACCACUGGAGCAACAGGCAUGUCAGGCAUGGACAACAUGGACCGAGGUUUCUUCCGGAAGGUAGACGUGCCAGACCAAGCUCAUUACAUCGUGGCCUGCUUCGUUGUGGUGAUCGGAGCAGUGGGGGUCGGUGGGAAUGCCCUGGUGAUGUACGCCUUCUUCAGUAACAAGAAGCUCCGGACUCCUCCCAACUAUUUCAUCAUGAAUCUGGCAGUGAGUGACUUCCUCAUGGCCAUCACACAGUCCCCUAUCUUCUUUGUCAACUGUCUCUACAAGGAGUGGGUUUUUGGAGAAACAGGCUGUAAGAUGUACGCCUUCUGUGGGGCCUUAUUUGGGAUCACUUCCAUGAUCAACCUGCUGGCUAUCUCCAUUGACCGCUACAUCGUCAUCACCAAGCCCCUACAGGCCCUCCACUGGACCUCUAAACGCCGCACCUCCGUUGUCAUCGUCAUAGUCUGGCUCUACUCGCUGGCCUGGAGCCUGGCGCCUCUCUUUGGCUGGAGUUCUUAUAUCCCUGAGGGCCUGAUGACCUCCUGUACGUGGGAUUAUGUGACCUCCACACCAGCCAAUAGGAGUUACACUCUCAUGCUAUGCAUCUUUGUGUUCUUCAUCCCACUGGGCAUCAUCUCCUACUGCUACCUCUGCAUGUUCCUGGCCAUACGCACUGCCAGUAGAGACAUGGAGAAACUGGGCAGUCAGGUGAGGAAGUCCACCCUCAUCCAGCAGCAGUCCAUAAAGACAGAGUGGAAGCUGGCCAAGAUCGCCUUUGUGGUCAUCAUCGUCUAUGUGAUGUCCUGGUCUCCCUACGCCUGCGUCACCCUCAUCGGCUGGGCUGGCUAUGGACGUGCCCUCAGCCCCUACUCCAAGGCCGUCCCUGCUGUCAUUGCCAAAGCCUCAGCCAUCUAUAACCCUUUCAUCUAUGCCAUCAUCCACUCUAAGUACAGAGACACUCUGGCAGAGAAAGUACCCUGUCUGCACUUCCUGGCCCAACCCCUCAGGAAGGGCUGUAUCUCUAUGUCCAACAGCGAGUCCUCCUUCAGGGACCCUAUGCUCAGCAGACAGUCCUCCACCUCCAAGACCAAGUUCCAUAAAGUGUCCUCCAUGUCCACCGGAGACACAGUGUGGAGUGACGUGGAGCUGGACCCCUACGACCAGCAGAGCCAGUCUCUGAGAAUCAGCCACUCCUCUGGAGCUCUGAGAGUGAAGGAGUGCAGACAGUCAGUCCAGCAGCAGGCAGAAAAAGGCUGCUGUCCUCAAGAGGGGCUCACUGAGCAGCUGUGACCAUGACCUAGUGUCUGAAUCUGUGACCAGGGAGGAGGCUGUGGAGGGGUGGCAGGAGGAGGAGAAGACCCAGGAGAUAGCCCCCCCAGUCAGCUCAGGAGGAGGUGGAGGAGCCACCCCCCUGCCGCCCCACCACCAGCCUCCUCACCCCCCAGGUCCCCCAGCACCCUGAACAACAACAAACACAGAGACUGUGAGGUUCAACACAUCAUCAUCAGCCCCUCGUCAGAGACAACGGGGCACUAUACGGGGAGGAGCAUGGAGCACAGACCUGUGAGGGGAACAUGCUACUGGGCCUGCAGAGCUUAAACUGCUCCAAUGAACUGCUGGAGUUGGUUGAAAAGUCCCUCUCCUGAAACCCCCUGGGGAGUCUGUCUGAAGACAUUGCUGUAUGCAUGAUGUGUGGAUGUGAUACUGUCACAAUAUUGUACAAUACAGACAAUAGAGAGCAAGUGAGGAUUGUCAUGGUCCAAGAAGGUUAUACUUAUGUUAAAUACAAUCAGCUGUAAACAGAAUCACCUUUAAUCACUACUGUUCUUCAGUCGCAACGCUCUGUGUGUAGCCAGCUUCUAAUGCUUUCCCAACUGUCAGAGUAUGUGUAAUCUACUGUAUGAUCUUGACACACUUCUGUCCAGUGUUUGUCUUAUGUAUGGCCUUAUGUUUUAAUGACAAACAAAUAUCUCAUGAUAAACAAUCCUUUGGUCUCCUACAGCAGGCUACUGGGUAGGUUGUCCUAUACCUGCUUUAAGGCCUGAGUAGAAUCUACCCUCACCGCACAAGUACGUAAGGACACUGUAAAGACUCGGAUGGACUUGUUUUUUGGUGAUCAACCCAGCAGGUUGCAGGAUCUUUCUGAAAGUGUGCAUUCUAAAACCAAGAACCACAUAAUAUGAGGACCAACUGAUUCACCAGAAAUCAAUAAGACAAAAGAUCCAUUUGAUUCAAACCAAAUGAUGCAGCCCAAUCCAAAUACAAAACAUCUAGACUAGAGAGAGUUAGAAAGGCUCAAGCACUGUUACUAUACAUACGAAACACUUUCCUUAGGGUGAAACUUUGUGUAAAGGAGGGGUUUAGAAAAUGUAGUAAUUUCGUAUGAUUUAACCUUUGGAAACUAAAUCAUAUAAUUACUGAAAUGUUUAGAGUAUUUUGUGUGUGGCUGUACAAGUUUUGAUUACCACUUGUUUUUCAACUGUCUACUACUGGGUUUGUAAUCCCCAUGGACUGUGGAGCAUUUCCUUAGUAUCUGUCACAAGUACUGUAUGUUCCGUUGUAUGUGCACCUGUACUGUAUUUCCUGUAGGUACCAGAUUACUAUUAAAUGAUGGGUUUAUACUA